Mirounga angustirostris (Northern elephant seal) is the source of this 8232-nucleotide messenger RNA. It is a transcript of the gene S100PBP, whose product is annotated as S100P binding protein. Lineage: Eukaryota; Metazoa; Chordata; Mammalia; Carnivora; Phocidae. Gene Ontology annotation, molecular function: calcium-dependent protein binding. Bases 255 to 1262 code for a protein of 335 amino acids. The record is from RefSeq and is a predicted model, not a curated record. The transcript is spliced from 6 exons.
AAUCACUGCCUGUUUGCCCUCCCCCCUGCGCUGGCCCGGCUGCCUCGGGGUGGGGGAAGUCGGGGAGGGGGCGAUAAAAUGGCGCAGGGGGCGGAGUGAGGCGCAGUCUUUCGCCCAGGCUUCGGCCCCGCUUCCGGAGGAAGGUGGGAGUCAAUCAUUUUGACAAGUCUCCUGAAAGGAACAGCUAGCGGGAGCUGAAACCUUUUUCCAUUUGGUCUCGUGGCAAAGAGAUCACACCAGCAGCUCCACACAAUAUGACGUGCUCACUUGUGCCCUCUGAACAGUCUUCUGGAACUUCUCUCUUGCCUAAAGACAAUGCCCCAUUUUCUUGGGGUUCCUUGGAUGAGGAUGGAUUGGAUGACUCCUUGCUGGAUCUGUCUGAGGGAGAAGAAGAUGAUGGCCAUUUUAGUUUCACAGAGGAAGAUAUUCAGGAGCUCUUGAAGGAUGAUGACCUUAAAGAUGAUAGCAGGCGUGUUGAGAAGGGAGGGAAAGGGAGUCAAAUUCUAUUUGAUACUUCCCAAGAGAAAAAUUCAUUGUAUAGCUUGGGACCAGUAGCUGAGACCCCUGGCCUCUUGAAACUACCUCAAUUAAGUACAUCAGUUGGUCAUGGACCAACUCCUACUAAACCAUUAAACAGACACUCUGCACUAGAAAAGAAUCCUAUAAAAAUAACAGUUACACCGUUUGAUCCAACAGUUUGUGAUGCUGUGCUUGAUAAGGACAAGACUGAUUCAUCCAAAGAUACUGAAAAACCCUCCUCCCUUGGGGAAGAGAUGAGAAAAGAUGGUCUUAGCCCAGAUGAGAGCAAACUCUGCACUGAGUCUAAAGGGAUCAGUCCCAGUAAUUCUGCUUGGGAUGUGCCCCCACUCUCUUCUCCUUCAGACAAUGACUUUGAACAAACUGUGUCUGAUAAAAAUAUAUCUGACGGUAAGAAAACUACACCUGUGUUCUCUCAGAUCUUGGACCAUUCAGAGACUCCGAAUACGGGGUCUUCCUGGAAAAAUGGAUCAAAUAAAUCAAAUUGUGAAGUGAGGUUUCCGGUUGUUUCCAGUUCAUCAAACAAACAGGAUGUUCUUGACAAGGAUUCGGGGAAGCUGAAAGUCAAUGAGAGAAGACUAGGCAAAGUCAUUCCUGUUCUGCAAGCCAAAACAAGGACUAAUGUUCCGACGUUUUCACAAUCAGAUCUAGAAAAGCAGAAGGAAAGUUAUCUCAAGGAAGUCAUUGCUCAUAUAGAACACCCGAAGGACACUAACCAAGGAUGAAUACCUAGAAGUGGAAUUGCUGGGUAAAGUAUAUAAAUAUUUUAAAAACCUCUGUUACAUGUUACCAGAUUGUCCUGCCCCCAAAAAUUGUAUUAAUUUUUUUGUCACCAGUUUGAUAGGUAAAUUUUAACAUAUUUUGUUUUAAUAAUUAGUGAGGUUAAACAUUUUUUAUUUAUUUAUUUUUGAAAUAUAUAUUUAAUUAUAAUUUUUAAAAAUCAUUUAAUAUCUAGUUUAUAUUCCAGUUUCCCCAGUUGUCCCAAAAAUGUCUUCUUGUAAAUUGUUCAAACAGGAUCUAAUCAAGGUUCACGUGUUUAAUUAUUGUCUUCUUAGUCUCUCUUAAUCUAGGUCACUUGUUUUGUAGAUUGUCUCACAUUCUGAAUUGUGUCUGAUUGUUUCCUUGUGGUGUCGUUUAACUUGUUCCUCUAUCCCCCUGUAUUUCCCGUAAACUGGAAGUUGGAUCUAGAGGAGGGAUUAGAUUUAGAGUAAGCAUUUUUGGCUGGUAUAAUUUAUAGGUACUGUUGUCUAUUUAUCCUGUAUCAGAUUAGGGGGCAUCACCUAAUGACAGGGUGUUCUAAUAGUGAUGCUAAGUUUGAUUACUUUGUUAAAGUGUUAACUGCCAUGGGGCGCCUGGGUGGCUCAGUCAGUUAAGCAUCUAUCUUUGGGUCAAGUCAUGACCCUAGGGUCCUGGGAUCCAGCCCUGCGUCGAGCUCCCUGCUCAACUUGGAGCCUGCUUCUUCCUCUCCCUCUGCCUGCCGCUCCCCCUGCUUGUGCUCUCUCCCUCGCUCUCUCUCUGUCAAAUAACUAAAGUCUUAAAAAAAAAAAAAAAAUGAAGUGUUAACUGCCACAUCUUUCCAUUAUAAGGCACAUUUUCCCCUUUGUAAUUAGUAAGUCAUCUGUGGGGUAUUGCUUCAGUAUCAUUUGAAUAUCUUGUUCCACAGCAGUUCUUAAUUAUUUGAAUAUUCAUUGAUGAUCCUUACCUAAAUCGGCUACUAUACAGAGAGUUGUAUAGAAAGUGUUCAUUUUCUAAAUAUAUAAUUUCUUUUACAAUGAUUACCUACCAUUCUUCUAUGAAGAUUUUUUUUAGUAUCACUAUUACCUCAUAGAUUUUUUUGUUUGUUUGUUUUUUUUGUUUUGUUUUUUUUGAGAGACAGAGAGCAUGAGAGGGAGGAGGGUCAGAGGGAGAAGCAGACUCCCUGCCGAGCAGGGAGCCCGAUGCGGGACUCGAUCCAGGGACUCCAGGAUCAUGACCUGAGCCGAAGGCAGUUGCUUAACCAACUGAGCCACCCAGGCGCCCCUUACCUCAUAGAUUUUUAAAAAUUAAUGUGUUAUAGUUGAUAAUAGUCAUUACUUUUUUUUGAUGCUCUGUUUGUCUCAAAUUUGACCAAUGGGAACUCCUUCCUUCAAGUGGGCUCCUGUGUCUACUGACAUGACUCUAUUAAUCUUUUUUUUAAAAUUGUGGUAAGCAAAAUAACAUAAAAUUCACCAAUUAAACCAUUUUUAAGUGUGCAGUUCAGUAGUGUUAAAUUUAUUCACAUUAACUUUUUUUAUCUUGCAAGUCUCAAACUCUAUACAUACCAUUAAAAAACGACUAGCCUUUUUCCCUUCCCUGUAGUCCCUGGUAAACACCAUGCUACUUUCUGUUUCUGUGAAUUUGCCUAAAUAGAUACCUCAUAUAAGUGGAAUCAAACAGUACUUUUUAUGACUGGCUUAUUUCAUUUAGCAUAAUGUCCUCAAGGUUCAUCUGUGUUGUAGCAUGUGCCAAAUUUCCUUCCUUUUUAUGGCUGAAUAAUAUCCCAUUAUAUGUAUAUACCACAGUUUAUCCAUUUAUCCUUCAGUGGACAUUUGAGUUGCUUCUACCUCUUGGCUGUUGUGAAUGAUAAUGCUUUGAACAUGGGUGCGCAUCUGCUAGAGAUACCUAUCUCCUCAAGACCCUGCUUUCAGUUCUUUUGGAUAUGUACCCAGAAGCAUUGUUAGAUCAUAUGUAGUUCUACUUUGAAUUUUUUGAGGAAACUCCCUCCUGUUUGACACAGUGGUUGUACUAUUUUACAAUCCCACUGACAGUGUAUAAGGGUUCCAGUUUCUCUACAUCCCCACCAACGCUUGUUAUUUUCUGUUUUCUGGUGGUAGUUGCCCUAAAUGGUGGUUAUAUCCAUAUCCAUCGGUAUUAUAGCUAUGCAAAUAUUGCUCACUGCGAAGUCAGAUAGUAUACUAUGGUUUCAUUUUCUCGAAUCUGUUUUUCUGAAGUAGUUAAUUACCACACUUGUUUUUUUAAACUAUAAAUUAAUUUAUCCUUAAUUUUUUUUUACAAAUGUAACUUACAUCCUUAUCUAUGUUGUCUGUGUGUCUGUGUCGUGCCCCCUCCCCCCCAAAUGCCCAGACAUACCCAGUAAUCUAUCAAUUCCUUUAAAAUUUUUUUCUGGAGACCUUUCUAGAGCCUUGUGUUCUGCUCCAAUCUAUACUGCUUGUUCUGUAGCCUUGCUGCAGAGCUAUCAUCCUGGUGUUUCCCUUUGCUGCCUUCCUGGAUUGAAUCCUGUUCUGGAUCCCCAUUUCUUCCUUUUGAUCUAUUUUAGUGGAGCACAUUCUUUGAGAAUUUCUAAGAAAAUGAUGGAUAAAUUUGGGUGGCCCUUCCAUAUCUGAAAACAUCCUUAUCCUCAUACUUGAUUGGUAGUUUGGUAUAGAAUUCUAAAUUAAAAGUCAUUUUUCCUCAGAAUUUUGAAGGCAUACAUCUAAUGUUCUUGUGAAGAAGUCUGUUAUUAAUUUAAUUUUUAUUCCUUUUAAUGUAACCUGCUUUUUUCUCUCUGGAAGUUCUUAGCCUUCUCUUUAUCCAUUAUUUUAUGCAAAUUAGUCCACUUGCUGGGACAUUUUCUUAUUGGCUUCUUUACUUUCAUAUUCACAUUUAUGAUUUCUAAGAGUUUUUUUUUUUCCUGUUCUGUUCCCUUUGCAUAUUAUGUUGUUCUUAUUUUAUGAACUAAUUGCUUAUCUCAAGAUUUUUUUUUUUUUUUUUUGUUUAAAGAUUUUAUUUAUUUAUUUGAGAGGGAAAGAGAGAGGGAGAGAGAGAGAGUGUGCAAGAGCAGGAGGAGGGAGAAGCAGGCUUCCCGCCGAGCAAGGAGCCCGAUGUGGGACUCAAUCCCAGGACCCUGGGAUCAUGACCUGAGCCGAAGGCAGUCGCUUAACCGACUGAGCCACCCAGGUGCCCCGAUUUUCUUCUUUUUUGAGUAAUAAUUCAAAUACAGUAAACACAAAUUUAACGUAUACAACUUGUUGAGUUUUGACAUUUCUUUACACCCAUGAAACUCACUGCAAUUAAGAUAAAUAUACCACACCACAAAGUUUCUUUGUGCCUCUUUGUAAUUCCUCCUUCCUGCCUUUCCUUGCCCCCUUCAAUUCCCAGGCAACCACUGAUCUGCUGUCACUAUAGUUUGUAAUUUCUAGAAUUUUAUGUAAAUGGAAUCAUACAGUAUAUAUACUAGCUUUUCUCAAAGCAAAAUUAUUUUGAAAUUCAUCAUUUUGUUGAUAGUUUAUUCCUUUUCAUUGCUGAGCAGUAUUCCAUUAUAGAAAUAUACCACAAUUUGUUUAUCCAUUCACCUGUUGAUGGACAUUUGGGUUGUUUCCAAAUUUUGGCUAUUACCAAUAAAGCUGUUAUGACUAUUCAUGUACAAAUCUUUGUAUGGAUAUGCUUUCAUUUUUCUUGAGUAAAAAUCUAGGGGUAAAAUGACUGGGCCAUAUGGUAGGUGUAUGUUUAAUUUUUUAAGAAACUACCAAACCUGGGGCACCUAGGUGGCUAAGUUGGUUAAGCAUCCGACUCUUGAUUUCGGCUCAGGUCACGAUCUCAGGGUCGUGAGAUUGAGUCCCGAGUUGGGCUCUGUGCUCAUCUGGGAGUGCUUGAGAUUUUCUCCCUCUGCCCCUCCCCCAACUCAUGCUUGCUCUCUCUCUGGCUGUCUUUCUGUCUCUCAGAUAAAUAAAUCUUUAAAAAAAACCCAAACCACCAAACUUUUCCAAAGUGGUUAUACUAUUUUAUAUUCUCACUAGCAGUGUAUGAAUUCCAGAUGAUCCCAUCCUUACAAAGGAUUGUUUGUUGCCAGUAUAUAGAAAUUCAGGUGAUUUUUGUACAUUGAUCUUAUAUUCUGCAGCCUUGCUAAUAAAUUCACUUGUUAGUUUUGGUACCUUUUUUGUAGAUCGCAUCAGUUUCUGUAUCUAUGAUCAUCAGCAAAUAAACACAUUUUUACUUGUUCCUUUCCGAUUUGGAUGCCUUUUAUUUAAUUUUUUUGCCAUAUUGCACUGGCUAGAACUCCAGUACAAUGUUUAAUACAAGUAAUACAGGUAACUUGUUGCUGAUCUUAGGAGGAAAACAUUUAGUCUUUCACUAUUAUGUUAACUAUAAUGUUAGCUGUAUCUCCUAGAUACCCAUUAUCAACUUUACACUCUUGAGAGUGUUAUUAGAAGUGGAUACUGGAUUUUGUCAAAUAGUUUAUCUGCAUCUGUUGAGAUGAUCAUAGUGUUGUGUUUUUUAAAGUCCAUUAAUUAGACAAUUAUACUAUUUGAUUUUCCAGUGUUAAGCCAGUCUUGCAUUUCUGGUCUUAAUUCAUUCUGCACUUGGUUCUUAAAGUAUUAUCCUUGUAAAGUAAUAGCAUUGGGUUGAUUCGCUAAAAUUUUAUUAUGCAUUUUUGCAUCUGCCUUAAUAAGGGAUAUUGGUCUAUACUUGUAAUUUCUUGAUCUGGUCUUGGUGUCAGAGUAAUGUUGGCCUCACAGAAUGAAUUGGGAAGUAUUUCUACCUCUUCAAAUUUUCUGGAAGAGUUUGUAUAGAAGAAUUGGUACUUCUUUUUGGGUAACCUUUGUAGUCUUUCAAGGAAUUUGACCAUUUCAUCUAAGUUGUUAAAUUUAUUAACAUGAAAUUAAUAACAUUCCCUUAUUAGCCUUUUCCUUAUUUAUUUAUGUUUGUUUAUUUAUUUUAAAGAUUUUUAUUUAUUUAUUUAGAGAGAACCAGGAUGCAGUUAGGGAGAGGGGGAAAGGGAGAGAGAGAAUCCCAGGUAGACUUUGCUCUGAGCACAGAGCCCAAUGGAGGGUGGGGGAGCUCGAUCUCACAACCCCAGGAUCAUAACCUGAGCAGAAAUCAAGAGUCAGAUGAUUAACCGAGUGAGCCACCCAGGCCCCUGCCUUUUAUAUAGUAUUCUCUAGUGAUGGUUAUCUUUCCCAUUCUUGGUAUCAGUAAUUUGUGUUUUCUCUCUUCUAAUCAGUCUAGCGAAAAGUUUAUGAACACUAUGAUGUAGUACUUUCUUUAAAAAAAAAAAACAGCUUUUGUUUUACUGAUUUUUCUCUAUUUUUCUAUUUUCUAUUCAUUAAUUUCCAUUCUGAUAUUUAUUAUGUCCUUUUUUCUGCUUACUUUGUGUUUCAUUUGCUCUUUUUCUAGUUUCUUUAUAUGGUUGCUAAGACCGUUUUGAGACCUUUCUUUUCUAAUUUAGUAAGGGAUGUUACGAACUAGAGAGAUAUAUUCAUGCAGUCUCUGUUUAUGCCUUGCCCUUUUUUUAAAAUCAACUUUACUGAGGUAUACUUUACAUGCAAUAAAAUGUACCCAUUUUAAGGGUACAUUUUGCUGAGCUUUGACAAAUUUAUGCACCUGUGAAAUCAUCACAACAAUCAAGAUUGAUAGAACAUUCCUACUAUCCCCCAAAUUUCCCUUGUGCUCCAUCUCAGUCAUUCUGUCCCUGCCCAGCUCCUGCACUGGGAAAGCACUGAUUUCUUUUUGGUCACUCUAAUUAGAUUUGUCUUUUCUAGAGUUUCAUAUAAAUUGAGUCAUGAAAUAUGUGUCCUUUUGUGUUUGGCUUAUUUUACUUGGAGUAAUUUUUACAUAUUUACCUUUGUUGUUGUGUGUAUAUAGUAGUUCUGUAGUUUACUGCUGAAUUUUUCCUUGUAUUAAUAUACUGUAGUUUAGUCACUUGUUGAAAGACAUCUGUGCUUCUAGUCUUUGGCUGUUAUGAAUAAAGCAUCUAUGAACAUUCAUAUAUGGGUUUUUGUAUAGAUGUGUAUUUUCAUUUCUCCAAGGUAAAUAAUUAGAGUGGAAUUGCUGAGUCAUAGAGUGUUUGUAUAACUUUUCCAAAGUGAUCAUACUAUUUAUUGUGAGUUUUGUAUUGCAAAGGCUUAGGUUCUUUUUUAUAUAUGCAUAUGUAGUUAUUCUAGCACCAUUUGUUGAAAAGAUGAUCCUUUCCAUGGAUUUCUGAAUUCUCUAUUCUGUUCCACUGAUAUACAUGUCUGUUCUUACGCCAAUAUUAUACUGUCUUGAUUACUAUAACUUACAGCAAGUCUUGAAAUUAUUUGGAUUUCUAUAACUUUUAAAAAAAAUUAACUUCAGCUUGUCAGUUUGUUCAAAAACACCUGUUGGGUAUUUCAUUGGGAUUGUGUUGAAUCUAUAAUAGAUCAAUUUGGGGAGAACUGACAUCAUAACAAUACUUGAGCCUUCUAAUCUGUGAACAGGAUAUAUUUCUCCAUUUAUUUAUGGCCUUGUUAAUUUCUGUCAGUAACAUCUUGUAGUUUUUAUUGUACAGAUCUUGCACGUAUUUGGUUAAAUUCAUCAGUAUCUCAGUGCUUUUUUAUAAUUUAAUAAAUGGUCACCACCAUAAGUAUAGUCACCAUACAAUAUUAUUAAAAUAUUACAAUAUUCUGUAUGCUGUAUUUUUCAUCUCCAUGACUUGCUUAUUUUAUAACUGGAAGUUUGUACCUCUUAAUUUCCUUUAUCUAUUUCACCCAUUCCCCCACCCACCUUCCUGUUGGCAACCACAAGUUUGUCCUCUCUGUUUAAGAGUGUGUUUGAGUCUUUCUUGUUUUUUUGUUCAUUUGUUUUGUUUUUUCGGUUCCACAUAUAAGUGAACUCAUAUUUGUCCUCUGUCUGACUUAUUUCUCUAACGUUAUACCACCUAGGCCCAUCCAUAUUGUUGCAAAUGAUAAGAUCUCAUUCUUUUUUAUGGCCGACUAAUAU